Molecule: messenger RNA, 447 nt
Organism: Malassezia globosa CBS 7966
Lineage: Eukaryota; Fungi; Basidiomycota; Malasseziomycetes; Malasseziales; Malasseziaceae
Exons: 1
Coding region: 1-447 (148 amino acids)
Cellular component (GO): Swr1 complex
Source: RefSeq, a predicted model, not a curated record
AUGAACUCAAAGCAAGACGUCAUCUCGGUCGCAAGAGAACAUCAUCCUCCAGGUGGGUCAAGUCCCGGUCGGUCUACGACCAAUAAGCCAGCAAUCGAGAGAAAUGGACCGGUUAAGAAGCGUGCAUCUCAACUCGGCACGAUGGCGCGAAAAAAGCGCAAGAGUCGUUUAGCAGACAUGAGCGCAGACAUAACAGCACAACCCGUCAAACUCAAUACUCUUGAGAAGUCUAAACUGGACUGGGAAGCUUACAAGGGAAAUAUCAUGCAAACCGAAGGUAAAGAGACGAUGUCUACUGCUGAGCGUGAGGAGCUGGAGGCACAAACACAUGGGGGUGGGAGCGGACUCGCAGAUGUCAAAGGGUAUCUGCAUAGGAAGGAGUUUCUGGAUCGCGUCCAUGACCGCAUCAACACACAGGAAUAUGAAGCGCGUUACGCUAAAAAAUGA